AGGUGCUGGUGCAAAAACAGUUUAGCAAUGGAUCAAAGAAAAAAUGAUAGUUUUGUCCCAAGUAUCACGCAGUUGGAAGACUUCCUAACAGAGCAUGACUCCAAUGUUGUUUGGCUGCUAGUAGCGACAAUAUUGUCUUGCGGAUGGAUUAUCUACCUAACUUAUUAUAAUUCCCGGAACAUUGGACUCAUUUUAACAUUGGUUCUUAACAGAUUAUAUAAACAUGGCUACAUCCAUAUUGGUUCCUUUUCAUUCUCUGUGCUGUCUGGAAAAGUCAUGGUUCGCGAAAUCUAUUUCAUCACAGAAGACAUGUCUAUCAGAAUUCAAGACGGAUUUAUCAUAUUUCGCUGGUGGAAGAUGUACAACCCUAAGCAGAAACAGCAUGAUCCAAAGGCAGAAACACGACUGUAUAUUAUGGUGAAUGACUUUGAAUUUCAUGUGUACAACCGUUCUGAGCUCUAUGGACAACUUCAAGAACUAUUUGGCUUGGAUCCCACAAUAAUUCCAGCAAAGAAAGAUGGGGAAAAAGCACAAGUAAACGGGCGGCAGAGAACACAUACCAAUCUUGAAAGUGUUAAAGUAAAAACAGAAUCUCAAGACCCUUCUUCUUCAUGGAGGUCGCUUAUUCCAGUCAUUAAAGUCAACGUGAGCACGGGUCGCUUGGCAUUUGGGAAUCAUUAUCAACCACAAACACUUUGUAUUAACUUUGAUGAUGCUUUUUUGACAUAUACCACAAAACCACCUUCAAGCCACCUUGAUCAGUUUAUGCACAUAGUGAAAGGAAAAUUGGAAAAUGUUAGAGUCAUGCUGGUUCCAAGUCCAAGAUAUGUCGGUCUUCAAAAUGAUGAACCACCGAGGCUGAUGGGUGAAGGUUUUGUUGUAAUGCAGUCCAAUGAUGUUGAUAUCUAUUACUAUAUGGAUGAACCAGGUCUUGUACCAGAGGAGAUGGAGGAAAGUAAUGAUGGAGAGGCAAACAACGAAGACGACAAAUUACAGGAUCUGCCACCAUGUUGGGGUUUGGAUAUUGUUUGUGGAAAAGGAACAGACUUCAACUAUGGACCUUGGGCUGAUAGGCAGAG
Molecule: messenger RNA, 1079 nt
Organism: Eurypyga helias (sunbittern)
Lineage: Eukaryota; Metazoa; Chordata; Aves; Eurypygiformes; Eurypygidae
Exons: 9
Biological process (GO): synaptic vesicle endocytosis
Source: RefSeq, a predicted model, not a curated record